Messenger RNA from Necator americanus (New World hookworm), 510 nucleotides. RefSeq lists its product as uncharacterized. Lineage: Eukaryota; Metazoa; Nematoda; Chromadorea; Rhabditida; Ancylostomatidae. The transcript has a single exon. The record is from RefSeq and is a predicted model, not a curated record. Gene Ontology annotation, biological process: DNA integration. The coding region runs from base 1 to 510 and encodes 169 amino acids. Gene Ontology annotation, molecular function: nucleic acid binding.
AUGCCUGCACUACCAAAGGGCAGGGUUAUAAAGUCGAGAUCAUUUCAAAAUGUCGGUUAUGACUUCAUGGGUCCUUUCACUUCAAAAACUCUCGAGAAUAUGUACGUGUGUUUAUACACAUGCCUUACAACUCGAGCAGUACACUUAGAAGUGGUCGAAAAUUUAUCGGCAGGAGCAUUCCUCAAUUGUUUCGUGAGAUUCGUCUCGCGCAGAGGAGUUCCAGAGAUUGUCCGCUCAGAUUGUGGAACCAACUUCAAGCUUGGUGAAUUCAUUAUCACUAAGAUGUUCUGCGACCUCAACGAGAAUGGUCGAUCACUUAUGUCAUAUUGUGCAUCCCAACGAAUAAACUGGAUCUUCAAUCCUCCUGGAUCCCCCUGGAUGGGUGGUGCAUGGGAACGACUAGUCGGUUUAACCAAGAAAGCGUUUAAUAAAUCAAUAGGGCACAAACGCUUGAGUUUUGCAGACAUGUGCACCGUAAUCACUCGAAUUGAGGAAAUUCUAAAUACAUGA